AUGAGAGUGAAAACGUUGGCGUUUUUUCCACUUGCAGUAGUAAAUGCUCCACUCCAGAAUCCUGUUCCAUUGGCCAAUGGCGCGCAUGGAGACUCGAAAGUGGACUGGGUGACAGAAUGGAUGGGCGGAAAGAAUACAAAUUCAAUGCUAGACCCAACGGCCGCAGUAAUAGUGUCUGGCGAGAAUGCGAUCGCAUUGUUAUCACCGACGGUUACGAUUUGCAGCCCAGGAGCGGAGGAUGUUGCUGUGGACGCUGCAGAGGUUGUGGUGGAACUACUUCCGGCUCCUCCGCCUCCACCAUACUGCGCGAGGGCAAAUGGAAAUAGGGAGAGCAAGAGCGCCUUGCUUGAAAAAUGCAUUUUUAAACGGUAUUAUUUGUAGCUAGAAAGGGGUAUUCUAGAAGUUCGUUGAUUAGUACAGGUAAAAAUAACUCUCAUAGGUUCGAGGCAGGUUGGGAAUUUUUAUGUCGAAAGGGUAGC
Pseudogymnoascus destructans is the source of this 479-nucleotide messenger RNA. RefSeq lists its product as uncharacterized. NCBI's taxonomy places the organism in Eukaryota, Fungi, Ascomycota, Leotiomycetes, Thelebolales, Thelebolaceae. The transcript has a single exon. The record is from RefSeq and is a predicted model, not a curated record. The coding region runs from base 1 to 381 and encodes 126 amino acids.